This is a messenger RNA of Fusarium subglutinans, 2421 nucleotides long. RefSeq lists its product as uncharacterized. Bases 1 to 2421 code for a protein of 806 amino acids. The transcript has 5 exons. The record is from RefSeq and is a predicted model, not a curated record. Lineage: Eukaryota; Fungi; Ascomycota; Sordariomycetes; Hypocreales; Nectriaceae.
AUGUAUGUUUCAUCUCGCGACGGGGGUACCCGUGCGUUUCGUCAGCUCAAGGCCAGGGAGUUUCACGAGAUGCAAUGGAAUGAGAAUAUGAUUCAUAAGGGCAGACUGGUUGGUGAAAAGUCAAUUGACCUCGACGAAUUACCCAAAAGAAGAGCCACGGAAACGCAUCAGGCACAGACCGAGCGCCGUCAUCACCGUCGAUCACUGAGCUCCAAAAUCAUCAGCCCAGAGAAGAUGACUCAAAUUAUACAUAUGUUCCGCGUGACAGACAAGGGAAGCGGGAAAAAUGAGAAUCAAAAGCCUGCACUGGUCCAAGAUGAUCAUUCCAUCAUUCUGACCCACGACACAUUCAAACAGCAGUUCGAUGCUCAGGUCAGGGACUGCGAAAUACCCAACGCCAACUUUGCGAGGAAGUUUGGGUUGUUCACCAGCGACAGAUCGCUUCCACCUUUCAUAAGAGAACUGCCAGUCGCCGAAGAUAAAGCAAUGGAUAUGAUAACUGCCUCUCCAACAAAAGGAAUGGAAACACCGCUCCCAUUAGCUACAACUGAUGUUCCAGGCGGUGUUGCAGGAUAUGUUAAAUUUUGGCAAGCAGAUGAGGUGAGUAUCUCCAACAAGCUUUGCUGGGGACUUAUAGAUCAUUUCAACAGCAAAGUAGCAUAUCUACUGGGAUUCGAGAUUCUGGGCUCGAUGCAACAAGAAAGUUCGAAUAGAGGGCGCUACUCCGACCCUUCAGCAUCCGUAUUGACGCCUUUAAGAGGAGACUUCCUGGAUAUCUCACCAGGAUUCGAGUCGCGAGCGCGUUCGCUAUCUCCGCGCAAGCGUCUUGUCAAACAACCCCUUCGUAUUCGUAUGAAUUUGACUGAGAGCCAAGUUGACAAGAUUACGGACGCUUUCAGUCGUCAAGUCGAUAAGAGCCCAACGAAGGCUGCUAAGUUCAAGAAAAAGUCUACGAUGGCCACUCCAAGAACGAUUCCAAGGUCAACACCACGAAAGAACAAACCAAGACUUCUACAGUAUGAGGAUUCCUACGGCUGGACUACUAGAGAAGAUGGUCCCUCUGAUGUGAAUUCUCCAACCUUUUCGGAGCUUAUGCCCGGUCGCCAUUCGGACUCUUCCAAGGACUUGUUCUCUGCCAGUUUAGCGGAACGUCGACAUAUCAACCCGCCUUCUCCGUUGCAGCUUGGGAAUCCCCGUCGCAGUGGGGCAGUUCCUCGGCCAGCCGAGAUGGAAGAUAUUCCCGAUUCAGUCUCUCCUUUGGGGCAGGGAACCUUCGAGCGUGAGCUGAUCUUCGACGAUGAUGCCUCUUCGGUCUACUCCCCUCAACAAACUGCCCGCCCAUCACCUCUUCGCCUCAGCCACGCCAGGUCACAAUCAAAAUUCAAUGGUGCUGAGGAGGGUUCAUUUCAAGAGUGGAAAAGGAGCCACGAUUCCUCCAUGAUCAGGGAGUCGGUAAGCCAUCCAGAGGAUCUGGUCAACAGGCCGCGACGGUCGAAGAGCUCUGCCGAUGGACUGAGACAGGCCCGAGCCAUCGCAGUGCACUCUCCACCGAUCCCACAAGUCGUAACAGUGGGCUCCAAUAUCAGCAACUAUCGUCGGGCUGUUCAAGACACUCCCGUAUUCUCACCACUGCAGUUCUAUUUCAGAGGAACAGACUACCCAAGCUCCAAGAAGGGCGAAAAAAUAAUGAUUGGGGAUAACGGGUGGCUCGAACGCCCUGACGGCAGGCCUGAUCAAAGCGCAAAGACGCCCCAGAAGAAGACUGGAAUUUUGGACAACAUCAAGAAACUCGCAAAAGACAUGACGGAGCUUCAUUAUACCUCUCGUCGGGCGCCCACCGUCCGGUCUCGGCCGACAUCACAGGUCACCGUUUCACUAAAUGCCAGAGAGCAAAGCCUUCUCUACUGCGAACUGGAGUUCAACCUUAGCACUGCAUUGAAUGAAUAUAUUACGGUGCAGCUGGACAAGGGUCGGCUUGUGCCUGACAAGCUCAAGAAGGUAGCAGAUGCGUGGCAUAACAAGGGCCGACCUAAGGUUGUUGGUUUCCGCUACGACCUGGAGACGCAGCUUGAACUUAUCAACCUGCAUGCCGACGAUUUUCGUUUUUAUGGCCGCCGACAAGCCGAUCCUGUUGAGAUUGGCGGGCUCCUGCACACUAUGAAGGUCAAUGCUAGAGCAAUGUGUGUCCGGACACUUUGCCAGCCAGAUUCUGUGAUUGCGAAGCAGUUGGUCGACACCCAGUCAACCUUUAAAAUGCUUGAUGUCCCAGACUACCAGCAGCGCGCGCUGGCUGACAUAGCUCAGUUCUUCAAGGUGAUUGUGGAGCGAGAGCAAGAUGCUCGAGAACACACUGGAGGUAAUGGCAGGGACUCCAGCAACCGAGGCGAGCGACAGCGGGCAGCGGUUCAGGAAGGGAUAUGA